AUGAUAGGGUCUUAUGGCCUUUCCUGUUGCAAGUGCUUCGCUGCUUUGAAUUUUUCAGUUCUUGUAAAUGGGGAUUCAUAUGGUUUAAUUAAGUCGACUCGGGGUCUUAGGCAGGGGAAUCCCAUUUCGCCGGCCCUCUUUGUUAUUGGAGCUAAGGUGUUGUCUCGAUCCCUAAAUACGCUGGUUACACAGGGACAGUUCAUCGCGUUCAAAGUCCCUUCCAGGUGCCAAGCUAGCACGCAUUUUGCGUAUGCCGAUGAUGUGAUCAUCAUCUCCAGCAGAGGGAGAUCCUCUCUAGCCCGGAUCAAGCGGGCUGCAGCGAUUGAUCAGAUCCUUGGUUUCCAAAAACGAGUUUUCCCGGUUCGUUAUCUUGGAUGCCCGUUUGGUAGCUCGUAUUCUAUCUUGGAAGAAUCAACUUUUAUUCGUGGAAGACCAAGUGGCGUUGAUCCAAAGUAUUUUAGCCUCAAUGCUGAUACAUUUAGUUGCAGCUGUGUCCCCUUCUCAAGGGGUACUGGUGGCCUUGGAGAGGUUGUUUGUCGAUAUCUUGUGGGGGUCAUCAGACUUUGGUUUCAAGUUCCACUGUGGAAGUUCCGACAACAUCAAUCGAUUUGGGCGGAUUUCAUGCCCAGGAAGCAUUGUGCGAGUCUGCACCCGUGUUUGGAUGAGGAGAGUCAAUGGUGCUCUCUUACGUGGAAGAGGAUGGCUGCAGUUCAGCAGGUAGGGGAGGACAAUAUCGGUUGGGUAGUACGUCAGGGAUCGAUAGAUUUUUGGCACGACAACUGGUUGGGGCCUGGAGCACUAUGUGGCAAGGUGGAGUACUUGGAUGCCAGGCUGGUUGGGCGAGUUCUACAGGUUGCUCCCCCAUCUUUCCGAGGACCAGAUCAUAUGGUUUGGAUGCUUAUGACAUCUGGCACUUUUUCCACGUCCUCGGCCUAUUCCCUCGUCUGUCAAGUUGAUAACCAUUCUCAAAUUUAUGCCUCUGUCUGGCAGCACGGUCUUCCUAUUAAGAUUUCUUUCUUCAUGUUGAGGCUGCUACAAGGCAGGAUACCUACCAUGGAUAAAUUGGUGAGGUUGGCCUCUGUGGCCUGUCCCGAUGUUGGUGUUGUCGGGAGCCGCAGGAGGAGAGGCUAG
Messenger RNA from Coffea arabica (coffee), 1131 nucleotides. RefSeq lists its product as uncharacterized. The record is from RefSeq and is a predicted model, not a curated record. NCBI's taxonomy places the organism in Eukaryota, Viridiplantae, Streptophyta, Magnoliopsida, Gentianales, Rubiaceae.